AAUGGAAGGCGCAUAACGCAUAACCUCACAAAAGAGUAGAGGAAAUUGGAUUGACAGCCAAGAACACAAAACGGCAAAAGAUCUAUUUAACUUUGACACACAUUACGGGUUUCAAGAAUAAUGCAGCUGUUUAGGAUAAUAAACAAUACAUUGACAACAACCACUGUAGGUUUCUAUGAGUCUUUCACACCAAAUUCUGUCUAUACACAAUGUGUACGUUGGAAAAGAAAACCUAUUUGGCUGCCCACAGCAAACAGCAAAGUAUUUCGAGUACCAAAGAGACCUGUUAUACCUGUGGAAGAAGCUCGAGAACUUCAGAGUUUAAAUAAUAAUUACAGAACAUACAUGAGAUCAUUUAUUGAGUAUUUGAAAACAAUUGAAAAAAACAACGCAGAGGUGCAGUUUGAUGAAAAGACUAUUAGAGAAGCCGAAGAAGAAGAUUUUAAAAUAUGUAGCGCUAUAAACGAUGAAUGGAACGCAAAAUUGGCGAAAGAGCGAGAAGUUAGGCUAGAAACAAUAAAAGAAAAAAGAAAAGAGAAAAUCCUACAAAAUAUACUGAGACACGAAGAGAAAGAGGAGAAGCAUAGACAAAAGAUUGAUGAGAAGAUUAGAAAGGCCAAGGAAGAUUCUGCUACAUUUGUUACGUCGGAAAACAUAGAUGCAGCAAUUGAGGAGUGUCUGGCGACUGUAGUCAAUCAUAAUAAAGCUUUGGAUAUGGAAGGAAACUGGUAUGAGGGAAAAUAUCCACCUCCGGAUCCGUUUUUGAAAGAAAUGCAAAAAUCAACGGCGGAGCAAUGAGCGUCCAGAAAGUUGAUGGUCGAAUUGCUCGGAAAAAAAUAAGGCAAUUUUUUAUUGAGAAUAUACUUAUACUUUUUUCCAAGCAUUUUAGACUCCCUUGUUGUAAUAAUAUAAUAAGUAUGAAUUGUAAUUAUUGUAAGUGUGAAAUAAAUAUGUCCGAUUGUUCUUCA
Pseudomyrmex gracilis is the source of this 968-nucleotide messenger RNA. RefSeq names its product probable 28S ribosomal protein S26, mitochondrial (gene mRpS26). Bases 121 to 798 code for a protein of 225 amino acids. The transcript is spliced from 3 exons. Gene Ontology annotation, cellular component: mitochondrial small ribosomal subunit. The record is from RefSeq and is a predicted model, not a curated record. Lineage: Eukaryota; Metazoa; Arthropoda; Insecta; Hymenoptera; Formicidae.